CUGGUGCCACGCCCGCUGUCAUCUUCGUUUCUUUAGUUUCGACAACCACCCAUACCUCCAGAUUUCGAACGCACAACUCCGCGAUUAUCUCAGAGAGGUACGACCGCAAGCCUGUCGAUUUUGCGCGCUUGAAGGCAGCGCAGCGCCUACGGACUUGAUCCUACCGUCAACGAACUUGACAGAGCCUCACUCGCCUCGUCCUUGCAGGUGACACCUCGAGUAAUGCAAUCAUAGAACCUCUGCGCCCGACAGGCAAAUACACGGACGUCUCGAUAGCUUCGACCUGAGGAUUUGCCUUUGGUACAAGAUGGGGUGGACCAUCUUUAGGAUAGCGGCCGACUUGUGCCACAUCACAUCCAAGUGCAUCCUCAUAUUCUCCAUCCACCGAAACAGGAGCUCCGAAGGCGUCUCCCUCCUGACGCAGCUCUUCUACGCCCUGGUCUUCAUUACGCGCUACACAGACCUCUUCCGGGAGUCCUUCGCAUGGAACUACUUCUUCAAGGUCUUCUACCUUCUCUCGUCCUUUUAUACCAUCGCCAUCAUGCGCUUCGUCUACCCGCGAACCCGUGAACGCGAAGUCGCCUGGAAGCUAAGCGCCCUGAUUUUGGUCGGCGUAACGGUCCUGUCGCCCUUCAUCAUGAUGAUCUUUGACGAAUCCAGACACUGGAGUUUUCAGGAGUACCUCUGGGUCUUCUCGCAAGUCCUCGAAUCCGUCGCCGUCCUUCCGCAGCUCCUCCUCCUGCGGCAGACCACCAUCCCGACCGUCAUCACCUCGUUUUACAUCGUCUUCCUGGGCUCGUACCGCGGCCUGUACCUGCUCAACUGGAUCCAGGGCGAGCUCGACACCAACAUGAAGACGCCCAACCCCAUCUCGGUCAUCUUCGGCGUCGUCCAGACGGCCCUCUACCUCGACUUUGCCUGGGUCUAUUGGUCACGCCAGCGCGUCAAGCUGCGCAACGGCGGCGUCGUCGACGCCGAUGACCUCUCGCGCGGCUGGCUGCUGCGCCGCAUCUUUGGCAGCAAGCGGUUCACGCAGGACAUUGACGGCGCCGCCAGCGAUGACGAGGAGAGCGCCCCCGCGCUCGGUGGCGGGAGGCGGACUAACUACAACCACCACUAUGGCGGCGGCAGUGGUGGUGGUGUUGGUGGCAGACCUAAAUGGGGAUCCCGCGGCAUUUCGAUCAGUGCCGACGAAGGGGUGCUGGAGCACGAGCGGGCGCGGGUUCUGGAUGGUGAUAAUGACGAUGAAGAGCACGGCGUUACGGAUAUUGUGGACCCGGAUGCCAAGAUGCGCGAUCCGGAUGAGUUGGCCAGGGCGCUGGAUGAGGAUGGAGAUCUUGAUGGCGCGGGGUCAUCAUCACAGCAGAAGCAGGCGACAGCGCACACUGACUCGCAGGGGCAACCCAGCGGGGUGAGGAAUGGGGAUGAAUGGGAUGAUGAUUGAAGGGUGCAUGGAGCUGGUGCAUGCGUGCCUGGUAUUUGGGACAAGGGUAUGUCUGGAUGGUGGUGAAUUUGAAGUCUCAAAUCUGUAUUUGAAAGACUACGACAUGUACAUGGCUAGGUCUCCUCGGCGCCUGGAUCCCUAUGGGACUGGUAAUGGGUGUUUAGGUGUUGGUUGGAUUUGAGCUAUCGACUUUGGCAGAGAGUUUGAUCAGAUCAAGGUUACAUAAACCGCAUAUAUAUCUCACCUGGCUACGACGCAUAGAAACCGUUUCGCAUGCGUCAGGGAAUGGUAGCAACCCGUAAACGGACAGCUGGAGCUCUCAAAAUCGCACAACAAGGUGACAUCGACGGAGGCAUCGCCCUUUCCCCUCACGCACACAAGGGGAGGUCGAAGGGAGAAACCAGUAAAUGCAGGCUCUUAACGCUCCAUGCAACCA
Parathielavia appendiculata is the source of this 1880-nucleotide messenger RNA. RefSeq lists its product as uncharacterized. Bases 308 to 1444 code for a protein of 378 amino acids. Gene Ontology annotation, cellular component: cis-Golgi network; endoplasmic reticulum; membrane. NCBI's taxonomy places the organism in Eukaryota, Fungi, Ascomycota, Sordariomycetes, Sordariales, Chaetomiaceae. The transcript is spliced from 4 exons. The record is from RefSeq and is a predicted model, not a curated record. Gene Ontology annotation, molecular function: ER lumen protein retrieval receptor activity. Gene Ontology annotation, biological process: protein retention in ER lumen; endoplasmic reticulum to Golgi vesicle-mediated transport.